AUGGCGCAAAAUACACAACAAUUCGGUCUCAGGAGGUCCGACUUGGGUAAACGAAUGGAUGAGGGCCAGUCGAGUAUGAUGGAGGCUCAAUUAGCUAAUUUAACGGUUAUUGUAAGUAAGUUGAUGGCUGGAGGUAUUGCGAAGGCGUCACUAUGUGGCAUUUGUUGUUUAGAAGGACAUACCACAGAUAUGUGUCCGACAUUACAGGAAAGGGAAGCUAACGCCGUCUUUCCAAAUCAGAGAAGAGCCUCCUCGACCGACGUAAAUCUUGGGAACUUGCAAGCACAGGUAAAUAAUCGGUUACCAUCACAGCCCGUGGCAAAUCCGAGGGAUAAUGUCAAUGCUAUAACCUUGCGAAGUGGGAAGGAGUUGAGAUCGAUCCUAAAGAAGGUCCAAAACAGCGACAAGGAAGAUAACACUAAGGAAACGAGGGUUCCCAAGAUUCAAGCACAGGUAAGUCAGAACGCUAAUAAUCAACCUCGGUCUUAUGUGCCGAAGGCGCUAUUUCCACAGCGUUUGAGGAAGGAAAAGUCAGACGACGUCAAUGCCAAAAUUCUAGAGACUUUCCGCAAGGUACAAGUUAAUAUUCCAUUGAUUGAUGCAAUAAAACAAGUGCCUAGAUAUGCUAAGUUUUUGAAAGAAUUAUGCACAUCUAAAUGGAAAUUAAUUGGAAAUGAAAAAAUUAGCUUAGGCGAAAAUGUCUCUGCGGUAUUUCAAAAGAAACUCCCAACUAAAUGCAAAGAUCCGGGAAUGUUUUCGAUACCUUGUAAGAUAGGAGACCUUAAACUUGAUAGAGCUAUGCUUGAUUUGGGAGCUUCUAUAAAUGUCAUGCCUAGGAGUAUUUACGAUAGGGUUCAAUUAGGUGUAUUAAAAGAUAAAGGACUGAUAAUUCAACUUGCAGAUAGGAGUAAUGCCUACCCUGAUGGUGUUUUAGAAGAUGUUCUAGUGCAAGUAAAUGAAUUAGUCUUUCCAACUGAUUUUUAUGUUUUAGACAUGGGACCUAAUGAUAAUUCAAUUGAUGUGCCCUUACUCUUAGGAAGACCUUUUCUUAAGACAGCUAGAACGAAAAUUGAUGUGCAUAAUGGGAAUUUAACUAUGGAAUUUGAUGAUGUCUAUGAAUUAGGGGAUGAGGAUGAGUUGAAAAGCAUCCUGGCUAAGAGCAUUUUUGAUAUUGAUGAGCAAGAAUUUAUCGUUUCUGAUUCUUUAAUUGACUCAGUUUGUGCAUUGGACUCGCCCAAAUUGACACGAUUCAAGCUGAUGCUCCCUGACCUUACGGCGACUGAUAAGCAAGUUCCUUCAUUGAUUUCACCACCUAAAUUGGAAUUAAAAGAGCUACCAGAAAAUUUAAAGUACAUUUAUUUGGGGGAAAAUCAAACUUUUCCAUUGAUAGUGUCGAAUGCUUUAACUGAAAUGCAAGAAUCUAUGCUGCUUAGAGUUCUUAGGGAACAUAAAGAAGCCUUCGGUUGGACACUAGCCAAUAUUCAGGGCCUUAGUACGACUUUAUGUACUCACAAGAUAGCCUUAGAACCAGAUUCAGUCCCCAAAAGAGACCCCUAA
Messenger RNA from Gossypium raimondii (Peruvian cotton), 1557 nucleotides. RefSeq lists its product as uncharacterized. Lineage: Eukaryota; Viridiplantae; Streptophyta; Magnoliopsida; Malvales; Malvaceae. The coding region runs from base 1 to 1557 and encodes 518 amino acids. The record is from RefSeq and is a predicted model, not a curated record. The transcript is spliced from 4 exons.